AAAUAAAAGAGAAAUUGAAAACCCCGUAGAAAAUGGGAAGGAGUGGCUCCUUAUCUUUCAAGAACCAGAGUUAGCCGUUCUCUUUGCUGUCCGAGAAUCGGUUCAGACGCUUGGUUGUUAAGUUUUAUUAUGGCUGCUUGAUGCAGCGCAUUAUGAUUUCUCAAGCAUUUCAUUUGUUGAAUUGGAAGUAUCAUUUGAGGUGCGUUGAGUUGGAGAAGUUGAUUCAGUGGAUGGUCCAUUUCUGGAGAUGGUUAUUCUCUUGUCUUGUACUGAACUCUCUAGCCUAUGGGAGACGUCAAAGAUACUGCAUUCAGGACAUUUGAGCUGCAACUCUUCUGUGAAGGGAGAUAUGUUGACUUCAUCUGUUGCUUUAUGCAAAGCUAGGCAUGAUGUCCCUGUGUUAGUACCUUCUAAACAAAGAGGAAAACUUUUCCCAAGGAACUUAUGGAUUAAAUCUCAUACAAGGAUGCCUUUGGGUAGCAUGUUUGGAUCCUGGCUAGUAGAAAGGUCUAUAGCUAUCCGUCUAUUCAUUCCAGCUCGCACUAGAGAUGGGAAUGUUACUGUGAAAUGCUUGAACAGCAAUUCUUCCAUCCUAAAGCAGGUCUUUAGUGACUUUAUAGAUGAGGAUAGUUUUUUCUCAGAUGAGAUUGAUACAGCUUCAGAUUGUGGCAAAAGUAUUUCAACCGAACCUUUGAUCAUUGAGGAGCCAUGGUUAUGCGAGUCUUCCCUGCUUCUUCAUCAUUUGGCAGAGUCUGAUGCUUCUGGUGAUGUCAUUUGUGACGACAAGAUUGUUGAGGGUCUUGACUGUGAAAAUUUAGAAUCAGGAUUCUUAAAUCAGUCCACACUUAGUGAGACUUUAUGGUCCAAGUAUCAGGUCAAUGCUAAUGAUGCUUCAUCAGGAACCUUGUGCACAACAUAUGCCCAUGUAGAGGAGCCCUGGCUAUUGCAAGCAUGUACGUCAUCUCCUAGUUUUGAUGCUGAGAUGGCUCCUUAUGACUGUGAAGUUGAACAGUCAGAUAAUAAGGAUGAAGCUCAACCUCCAUUUAGCGAUCAACUUGAACAGUUAGCUCAACCUUCAUCUAGCAAUCAACAUGAACAAAUACCUGAGAAGCUGUUGGAUGUUGAUCAAUGUGAUGCUAUUUCCAAGGAAGACUCUUUCACAACAAUUAUUCUGAUUAACUCUUCGGUUUGUACUGUGCAAAGAAUUGCUGUUUUAGAAAAUGAGAAACUGGUUGAACUGCUGCUGGAACCAGUGAAAAAUAACGUGCAGUGCGAUAGUGUAUAUCUAGGAGUAGUUACAAAAUUAGCUCCACACAUGGGUGGUGCAUUUGUAAAUAUUGGCACUUCUAGACCCUCCUUUAUGGAUAUAAAGCCCAACAGAGAACCAUUUAUUUUCCCUCCAUUUUGUCAUGAUUCAAGGGAAAAGGUAAUUAAUGGUGCUGCUGUUGACAUGCUUGAAGAGAACCUAGGUCUUCCUAGAAAUAAAUCCACUUUAGAAGAAGUGGAGGCGGAUGAGAUUGAUGAUGCUGAUAUAGAGGAUGAAUCCAUGGAAUACAUGGACAGUGAGUUUGGGGACCAUGAAAGUGGUGAUACUUGUGAUAUUUUAGAAGUCCUUGCAGAAAAUUGUAAUGGUAGUGUAACUGAGCAUGGGCUUGAUACUCAUUCAGAGAAAUAUCCAGAAGAAUCCAGUGGAAUUGGGUACCGAGGGCAGAAUCCAACUAUUGAGCAUGCUAUGAAUGGUAAGAAAGUUUCACAAAGAGAUGAAAGCAAGUGGGUCCAGGUCCGAAAAGGCACUAAAAUAAUUGUGCAAGUUGUUAAAGAAGGAUUGGGUACGAAGGGCCCAACACUGACUGCUUAUCCGAAAUUAAGGAGCAGAUUCUGGGUUUUAGCUCCUCGCGGCAACACGAUAGGUAUUUCAAAGAAGAUUGCUGGUGUUGAGCGCACGCGUUUAAGGGUCAUUGCAAAAACUUUACAGCCUCAAGGAUAUGGUCUUACAGUAAGGACAGUUGCAGCUGGUCAUUCACUAAAUGAAUUGCAGAAAGACUUGGAAGGGUUGCUUUCAACUUGGAAAAGUAUAAUUGAGCAUGCAAAGUCUGCAGCUCUUGCCGCAGAUGAAGGUGUUGAUGGAGCAGUUCCUGUUAUGCUUCACCAGGCAAUGGGCCAAACACUUUCUGUUGUUCAAGAUUAUUUUAGCGAUAAGGUGAAGAGUUUGGUGGUUGAUUCUCCAAGGACAUAUCAUGAGGUUACAAACUAUCUUCAAGAAAUGGCACCUAAUCUUUGUGAAAGAGUUGAGUUGCAUGGUACAAGAACUCCCCUGUUUGAUGAAUACAACAUUGAAGAAGAAAUAAACAACAUUCUCAGCAAAAGGGUUCCCCUUGAUAAUGGAGGUUAUCUAGUGAUCGAACAGACAGAGGCUUUAGUCUCCAUCGAUGUAAAUGGUGGACAUUGUGUGCUUGGUCAAGGGACUUCACAAGAGAUGGCUAUUCUCAACGUUAACCUCGCAGCUGCUAGACAAAUUGCUAGGGAAAUAAGGCUGAGAGAUAUUGGUGGCAUUAUUGUGGUGGAUUUCAUAGAUAUGUUGGAUGAUUCAAAUAAGAGAUUGGUCUAUGAGGAGGUCAAGAAGGCUGUUGAGAGAGAUCGAUCAACAGUUAAGGUGUCUGAAUUGUCCAGACAUGGGCUUAUGGAGAUUACCAGGAAAAGAGUUCGACCUAGUGUGACAUUCAUGAUCAGUGAACCAUGUAUGUGCUGUCAUGGUACAGGGAGAGUGGAAGCUUUAGCGACUGCAUACUCUAAGAUUGAACGUGAAAUUUGCCGGUUGCUAUCCACUACGGAUCUGAAGGCAGACCCUGAAAACCCCAAGUCUUGGCCCAGAUUUAUUCUCAGGGUUGAUCAGUACAUGUCUAACUAUUUAACUUCAGGAAAGAGGACAAGGCUAGCUAUCUUGAGUAGUUCUCUCAAAGUUUGGCUUCUUCUAAAGGUUGCUAGAGGUUUUACCAAAGGGACCUUUGAGCUAAAACCUUUAACAGUUGACAAGGAGUAUAAGGAUGAUGAACGUGAAACAUCUAUUUCAGUGUUGCGACCCACAGAGGGUGGAUUUCACCCCCCUCGGAGAAAAGUCACCAUCUUCCCAUCAAAAAGUGGAAGAGUAGUGGAAAGUGAUCGUCUGUACAGCUCUCAAUUCACAAUGCACAUCCAGAUAUGGUUAGCAUAAUUUUAUUAGCCAAUUCUUUCUUCCCUCUUGAGUUUUUCUCGUCGGCUUGUAAGAAAUAGCUAGUUUUGAGGAAAUCAAUUUUGCAUAGCA
Messenger RNA from Solanum verrucosum, 3301 nucleotides. RefSeq names its product ribonuclease E/G-like protein, chloroplastic. Gene Ontology annotation, biological process: rRNA processing. Lineage: Eukaryota; Viridiplantae; Streptophyta; Magnoliopsida; Solanales; Solanaceae. Gene Ontology annotation, molecular function: RNA nuclease activity; RNA binding. The record is from RefSeq and is a predicted model, not a curated record. Gene Ontology annotation, cellular component: cytoplasm. The transcript has 13 exons. Bases 248 to 3211 code for a protein of 987 amino acids.